This is a messenger RNA of Camellia sinensis, 1163 nucleotides long. It is a transcript of the gene CXE18, whose product is annotated as carboxyesterase 18. Gene Ontology annotation, molecular function: hydrolase activity. NCBI's taxonomy places the organism in Eukaryota, Viridiplantae, Streptophyta, Magnoliopsida, Ericales, Theaceae. The record is from RefSeq and is a predicted model, not a curated record.
ACUUUCUCUCCAUCAAGCAUCUCUCUCUCUCUCUCACGCAAACACAAACAAGCGUUAUGGAGGUGACCAAUAUAGCUCAAAAAUCGCCAUCGCUUCCAUGGAAGACCCGAUUAACCGUUUCUAUCCUCUGCGCCGCCACCGAUGCCUCUCAACGCCGCGAUGGCACCGUCAACCGGCGCCUCCUCGGCUUCUUUAACUUCAAAGCUCCCCCUAACCCCAACCCCAUCAACGGCGUCGAAACCUCCGACAUCACCGCCGAUCCCUCUCGCAACCUCUGGUUCCGCCUCUUCGUCCCCACCAAUCCCGACCAAACGCUCCCCGUCAUCGUCUUCUUCCACGGCGGCGGAUUCGUCUACCUCACCGCCGACUCCAAGGCCUACGACGCCGUCUGCCGCCGAUUCGCCCGCAAAGUCCCUGCCAUUGUCGUCUCCGUCAACUACCGCCUCGCUCCCGAACACCGCUACCCUGCUCAAUACGACGACGGUUUCGACGUCCUCAAAUUCCUCGACGACAACAAAUCUCAAGUCCUACCGGAAAACGCAGACCUCUCUCGGUGCUUCCUCGCCGGCGACAGCGCCGGCGCCAAUCUCGCUCAUCACGUCGCGUAUCGAGCCGCGGAAUCAAAUUUCCAGAAAUUGAAGGUGGUGGGGCUGGUGGCGAUACAACCGUUCUUCGGCGGAGAAGAGAGGACAGAGCCGGAGACGAGGCUAUCGCAGCUAGUGUCGAUGAAGAGAACAGACUGGCUGUGGAAGGCGUUCAUACCGGAGGAGGAGUGGGUGGGGAGGGAUCACGAGGCUAUAAACGUGAGCGGGCCGAGAGCGGCGAAGAUAGCGGCGGUGGAGAGGUUUCCGGCGACGAUGGUAUUUGUGGGAGGGUUCGACGCGUUGCAGGAGUGGCAGAGGAGGUACUACAACUGGCUCAAGAACUCCGGCAAAGACGUCCACCUGGUGGAGUACCCUAACAUGAUUCAUGCUUUCUACAUUUUCCCUGAAUUGCCGGAAUCUGGGGAGUUGAUUUCUCAGGUCACUCAUUUCAUUCACAAGCACUAGGCCUAAUAUUAGCCUACAAGUUACAGUUAUUAUUAUGCUCUUCACAGCUAAUUUAUGUUUUGUUUAUUAUUAUUGGUAUUAAUCUAUAAAUGUUUUACCUUUUUAAUCAUUUUA